GAUUUUGUUGAAAACUGUCUUGCGGCCCAGGACGGGUUGGUUACUGUCUUUUCCUGUUACUUUGUUUUAUGAGUCGAUUUAUGUAUUUGCUACCAGCAUCCCCCAACUUAAAAUUUGCUCCAGUUUUUCUGCCGCCAAACCUGAAACAAGUAGAAAAGAAUCACGCUACUAUGAACCAGGCAAUACAGAAAAACACUCUGUAUGUAGGAGGAUUAGCAGAGGAAGUGAAUGAGGCUAUACUACACUCUGCCUUCAUACCUUUUGGAGAUAUUAAGGAUGUCAAAACCCCAUUAGAUCAUGCCACCCAAAAACAUCGUUCUUUCGGAUUUGUGACCUUCCUUGAAAGGGAAGAUGCAUCCGCUGCCAUGGACAAUAUGGAUGGUGCUGAGCUUUAUGGACGUGUCCUCACUGUUAAUUAUGCUCUCCCUGAGAAGAUCAAGGGUGGUGAACAGGGUUGGGCUGCUCAGCCUAUUUGGGCGGAUGCAGACACAUGGUUUGAGAGGAAACAGCAAGAAGAGGAAAUGAAGCGCCUUCAAGAAGAGCAGAAGGCUGCAAUGCAGGUAGCAGAAGACUUGCAUAGGAAAAAGAUUGCCGAGGAAAGAGAAGGUGAAAAGGAUGAAGAAUCAGAGUCAAAAAAUGACCCUAUGGCAAUGGCUGAAGUUGAGGUUUUGAAACAGACUGCUGCUACUUAGUCAUUUUGGUGGUUGAACAUUUUGAUGGCUGAACAUCUUUUUCUUUCAGAUGGAAGCUUCAGGUACUCGUGAUGCCUGUAUAGAUGAGCAAUUUGUCCCGUCCUUUUAAUUACCUGUAUCUUAUGUUUUUAAAUGGCAUUUACUGUUUUUGUGCCACUAACUUCAGCUUCAGCUUUUUGGAAGAGUGUCUUAAUUCAGUACUGCUGCCGGAUACUACUAUAGCAUAUGCUAUCUUUGACGCAUAGUAACUGCUCAUGUUCUACUGCCUUUGAACCUACAUAAGUUUAUAUAAGCUUCACAGCUUGAGAUAUCUA
Capsicum annuum is the source of this 1006-nucleotide messenger RNA. RefSeq names its product peptidyl-prolyl cis-trans isomerase E. The transcript has 3 exons. Gene Ontology annotation, molecular function: RNA binding. The coding region runs from base 69 to 692 and encodes 207 amino acids. NCBI's taxonomy places the organism in Eukaryota, Viridiplantae, Streptophyta, Magnoliopsida, Solanales, Solanaceae. The record is from RefSeq and is a predicted model, not a curated record.